Messenger RNA from Raphanus sativus (radish), 1712 nucleotides. Its product is annotated as NAC domain-containing protein 82. Gene Ontology annotation, molecular function: DNA binding. The record is from RefSeq and is a predicted model, not a curated record. Gene Ontology annotation, biological process: regulation of DNA-templated transcription. The coding region runs from base 332 to 1369 and encodes 345 amino acids. NCBI's taxonomy places the organism in Eukaryota, Viridiplantae, Streptophyta, Magnoliopsida, Brassicales, Brassicaceae. The transcript has 5 exons.
AAUAGUAAAAAUUUCAUAACUUGGUUGAGGUUAGUACGUAACCCACGAAAACACUCACUCUUUUUUUUUUUUUUUUUGCAAAAUGAGUCCUUAAACUUCCUCUAAUAAAACGCGUAUUAAGAUGUAUAUAAAACCCUAACCCACAACACUCUCUCACACCCUCUGGCUUCUCUUUCAAGCUACUCUCUCUCCUCUCUCACUCCGACCACCAGUCCUCUGUUACUCCGGUUCUUCUUCUCCACGGAUGUCAGUUGAUAUCUGCAAGAAGACUUUUCUGAGGGAAGUUACUUAGUUGUUGCGAAAUUUUGUACUCUUUGAGUUUCUCUCUGCAAUGGUCAAGAAUAGCUUGGAACCUGGCUUUCGGUUUCAUCCCACUGAUGUUGAACUUGUGAGAUACUACUUGAAGAGAAAAGUUCUUGGAAAAAAGUUCAUGACUAAUGCCAUAGCUGAGCUCGACAUCUACAAGUUCGAACCACCUGAUUUACCUGAGAAGUCAUGCUUAAGGACUGGAGAUCUUAAGUGGUACUUCUUCUGUCCGAGGCUUAAGAAGUAUCCCAACGGCGGUAAGGCAAACCGUUCUACUGAAUCUGGUUACUGGAAGACCACUGGGAAAGAUAGAGAUGUUACUUACAAUGAUGAGGUCGUUGGGAAAAUCAGAACUCUGAUUUUUCACUACGGGAAGACGCCUCGUGGGGAACGUACCGACUGGGUCAUACACGAGUACAGACUUGAAGACAGAACACUGGUACAGAGGAAUAUUCCUCAGGAUACUUAUGUGAUUUGUAAACUCUUUAAGAAGAAAGGACUUGGACCAAGGCAUGGAUCUGAAUAUGGAGCUCCAUUUAAGGAUGAGGAUUGGAGUGAUGAGGAAGAUAUAGAGAGUCUUGUAGCUAUUCCUGAUCCUGCUCCUAACAAAGUAACCAGUGUAGUUGCUUCGGCAUCACGCUCGCAUCCUCCUGAGGAUUGUAUCACUAGAGUGAUAUCAGAAUCUUGUGUCUCUGAUGUACCGCAACUAACUGCCACAAUGCUUCCACCUCUAGCGAGUGAUGCUGUAGCUCACACUCCCUUGUCUUCUUUUUCUUCUCCUCUUCUUGAGGUUCCUCACGCAGUACAAGAUGACGAUGACUUUUAUUCUAUGCUGGAUCUCUUUGUUGUUGAUAGCGACGAGUCUUUACGUCUGGACGGAUUCAACAACCAGUAUGAGGUGAGACAUGAGACUGGAGUUCCUGUUGUGGAUGAAGCUCCUGUUUGCUUAGAAGAUGUCGAUAUGAGCUGGAUGCAAGGCGAUGAGCUAUUCAUAGGCAUAGAGGAACUGAUUGAGCCAUCCACUCCUCCCGCUGCUCAGGCUGGUCAUCCCGGUGCUUCAUGACUCUAUGUAGUCAGACUUAAAACCACUCUGGUAUUCAUUGCUGUUUUGAGGAUCCGUGUUGCUUUGAUGCCAUGGAAACAGAGACAAAAAAUUGUGAAGCUUUAACCAGAAUGUUUUCUCUAUCGCAAACUCUAGUGUGCACAAAAAGACAGACAAUGUCAUGACUCAGUAGUAGUAGCUUCUUUUUUUUAAGCAAACACAGUAGUAGUAGCUUAACACCAUGAGAUGUUUAGCUAGCUUCUAUGUUGUGUUUGCCUUAACUAGCAUUCAUCAUCAUCAUCCAUCAUCAUCAUCAUCUAUGUAUCAGAAAAAAAUCAUUUGAAAUUAUGUUUUUUCAUGGAUU